UGUUCGCAUGCUCCUGUAGCAGUGAUCGCUCGGUUCUACUAUAACCAUUUUGCUUCGUCUUAAUUGGAUUUCCAGACCUCAAAGUGUGUUUACAACGCUGUUCUCCAAAAAGCGUCUUAACUACAGAUGGAGUGAAAAUCUGCUCGUAGCACUAAUAUGGUUGACGAUAAAAUUGAAGGACAUCGUCCGGUUUCCGCUCCUAUCAGUGACAGCUGCGCGGGCACACACUGACGACAGGAAGUAGUUCUUGUCGUCUGAUAACCCAAGACGAUGUUGUGAUGACUGGACGUCACAUAUGCUCCGACUUGUUAUAUUUCUUCUCGUUUUGUGAAGGUCACACAACCCCUAUCGCUGACGUCAGGUCGUCCUGGGAUAAGCUUAUUGUGGCAUGGUGUCUCUGACGGCUUCCGACGAGAGAGUAUGUUGUGUCGCCGUGGCGGGAUAAUCUAUACCUGAACUGUGGUGACAUUUCCCCGCGUACCGUUCCAGUUCCUUUGCGUGUGACACUGCAGUUCACAGUGAUGUCAAUUCGGAACGGUUUACCGAAUGGAACCAUUUUCUUCCACAAUGCCAAAAGUCCCGUUGUUGUGGUCAACGGGACUGUGAUACAGCUGCAGAUUAAAGAGCCCUACAGAGACAGUCAACUGAACGAGCUCCUCUAUGUCAUCAUCGUCAUUGUUUUCUACGCAACAGCAUUGAUGACACUCAUCAUUACACAAAUACGUCGACAACGCCGUGAAGGACAGGACAUUGACUACUACGACGAAUACCUUCAACGGAACCAGGAGGUAAAACGCACCUGUCAAACCGCUGUUAAAAUGAUCAAGAAGCAGGACGCACCCCCCGUACCCCCAACCCUCAACCUACCCGCUGACGGGGAGGGGUCGGGGACUACAUCGACUGAAGAGGAUGGUGGGAAUGAUGCUAACAGAAGCAAGAAAUUCCAGAGGGACCGCUCUCCAAUUCUUAGAGAGCGGUCACCAAUGCUUGAAAGCAUACCGGACGAGGAACCUGUAGAAUAAGUAUCAUAAUGUUAUAACUUUGUUGCUUUGUCUGUGGUGCUCUGAUUAAAUCAUGGAGUAAAACGCUUGAUAUCGAGCAAUAAUAUCCUGAAUCUCACAGCUUGUGUCUAAAGCUGUAGCUGCAAAUCUAGCCAAAUAACGAGGCUGUCCUAACCCUUCUUCCUGGGACCAGCGCCAUGAGGUGUCUGGAACCUCGUAACCGAUAAUAGUUUUCAUUAUCCAGUCCUAAACUGUCAAAUAGGAUAAUCCGGGAGAGCGACACAGCAGACUGGCUGUUACAGACUAGCCUUGGGGUAGAAAGCUGCAGACAGUGAAUAACAAGUGAGCAGGACAGCCACAUCAUAUUUUCAACAGUUUCCCCAUGUAAUGGAUUUGUCUACAUUUAUACUCGGAUCACAAUGUUCAUACAAUCAGACGGUGCAGUCAUCAGAUUCAUGAUUGAGAAGAGACCUGUUGAUGCCAUUAAAACAGCAUAUCAAUUUGGGAGUAUGCAUGUUAACAGAGAUUGGUUCGGCUUAGUGAUGUGUGCUAAUAUUUUCUACGUUGUGUUAAUCAACAGGGGUAUAACUAUAUGCACUGACAGAACAUUUUAUCGAUUGACAAAACAACAUGGCUGUUAUGAGGAUACCUCUUUGUAGUGCUGUGUGUUGUCACUCAACCUGUCCCAUCUACUGGUAGUACCUCAGUGGUAGUGUUAACACGGGUCAUUAAUCCACAAGUUAAACAGAAUUCUUUCUCAGCGCCAAAUUACCAUCUGUAAAUGAAACUUCUUGCAUUGUUAAUUAACAAAUUCCAAAUAUUACUGGCUACAUAUUAAUUACACUGAUGUUGUGAUAACAUGUUGGCGAGGUCACCAUUUUCUUGAAAUCGAAAUGCAGAAGAUUCUCAAAAUAUUAAAUAUAAAAAUAUAAAAUAUUUAUCAAUUUAUAUCUCUACUUUUUAUAGCGGUGAUUAUGAUGCCCCUAUGUUUUUAAUAUUAUUAACAUUGAUAUUUGAAUAGCACGUUGGAAAGGUCACUAUUUUUAUAAUUGAAAUUGAACAGAAAAUGAAUGGCUCUUAAUCAAUGCUCUUCAUCAAAGUAAAACAACAGUGAUCAUGAUGUCCCCGUGUUUUUAUAGCUGUAAUAUAUUUCCUAUGAAAACACAAAACUGAAGAACGUUUAUUUUGUAUAACGGUCCUAUAUUUUUCAACAUUUCUGGUACCGUUACAUGCAUAUUACAGAUAUGUUACAGAGUAUUUCAUCAUUUGAUUACAAUACUUAUAAAUAGAAAACAUAUAAUUGCAUGAAAC
Molecule: messenger RNA, 2312 nt
Organism: Haliotis rubra (blacklip abalone)
Lineage: Eukaryota; Metazoa; Mollusca; Gastropoda; Lepetellida; Haliotidae
Exons: 1
Coding region: 522-1022 (166 amino acids)
Source: RefSeq, a predicted model, not a curated record